UGCUAAUGUGUUCCAGGUGUGCUUCGAGGUAUCGACAUGGCGCGAGGUCUGUACUUUUUACUGACGCCUGUAGAUCCCUCCAUCCUUCGUAACGUCAACUGUCUCCUCCUGGGAGCGAUAUCCCUGCCUUCCUGUAUCCUCACAACACAGCCUGGCUUUGAUGGAGAGAUGCCCUACAUCACUAAAGACUACAGUUUUGAUCUCACCGGUGCAGGAAAGCUGCGAGUCUUCAAAGGACUGACCAGACCCAGUCAAAUGGGGAAUUAGUGACAUUUCUUAUCCAUCAUUUCUCUGUACCCUUCUUACCUGCUGUCUCCCACCCAAAGCAGUAAGGAUUGGCCUUUCCCCUGUACAGACCUGAGGUUGAGAUGGACUGUUUUUUACUUCAAGAUUCAGAAAGACGGAGCAGCCAGCGUCACAGACUCUGCAGGAAGAGAUGGAUGCCCUCCUGUUGGUGGACGUACAACCUCUUACUGUACGAACAUCUGAAGGACUGCGCUUUCUUGACAAUAAUAUCAAACUUUGUACUUAAAACUCUUUAUUGUCCUUGCUCCUUUGUGUAGUUGGCAUUCCAGAGCGGCAAAUCAAUACAAAUACUGCCGGAUAUUAAACAAAAAACACCUUCUGCUCAGACUUUGUGGUUUUAUUGAUUUCAAGUGUCAUAUAGUCAUACAUCCAUGUAGACUUCAACAAUGUAAUGGAUUAGGAUAAUUACUGUGAAUCUGAAGCCUAUUUUGUCAGUAUUGUGAUUAAAUACCAGUGAAAUAAAAUCGCUCUUUUUUUUUUUUGGCUUGCUGCUUUAACUGCUGUACAUUUGGUCUUGUCUUAA
Notothenia coriiceps (black rockcod) is the source of this 829-nucleotide messenger RNA. RefSeq names its product polynucleotide 5'-hydroxyl-kinase NOL9-like. The transcript has 2 exons. The record is from RefSeq and is a predicted model, not a curated record. Bases 37 to 267 code for a protein of 76 amino acids. NCBI's taxonomy places the organism in Eukaryota, Metazoa, Chordata, Actinopteri, Perciformes, Nototheniidae.